GUCUGUCCUUUCCUUUCUAAUGUAUAAGGUAUCCCUAUAAGAGACACAGUGAUAUAAUACACAUCGAGCUCUUCAGCACUUCUUCUUUUCAGUACCUGCGCUCUAUUAUGGGCUGCGGUCAGGAUUACAUUUCCCAUGUUACUAUCAAUAAGGGUGGCUCCCAUAUAGUGGUCUUUUGCCCCUCACCUCAUAACGGAACCACAGAAAUCAAUACCUGGAAUCUAGAGACUGAAGAUCAUAAACAUAUGGCACGAUUCCCUGGCCUUCUGACUGCAGGUAUAUGUUCUGACCUGCGUUUCUGUGUGGGGUUCUGUAUGGGAGAGCGAUACCUGCGCCUGUGGAAUCUGGCUACCAGAAUCAAUGACCAGUCUCUCACAUACAACAUCCACAGAGUACAGAGUGACGGCAUUCAGAAGAUUAUACCUAUGGAUAAAUAUCCCAGUUAUGUAGUGUGUCGCAGCACACGCCCUGGUACGGUGCGGGUGUGGAACAUAAGGCGAGCACGGUUCAGGACUCGGCCUGUCCGGGUGGAACACAGCUUAUUCACCAGUGCUGAUGUUGUUUUGGUGCGAGACCUCAAACUUUACAUCCUGACUGACCAUGGCACUGCCACCUUCACUGAUACACCCACACCAGUUUAUCAGACCCUUCUGGUGUAUGAUCUUCUAUCAAGAAGCUACAUUAAGAAGCAAUCUGGCCUUUUCAUUGUACCCUGCCCUGAACAGGACUACCUGCUCAUGAAGGGGGAGCUACUGCUUGGCCUGUCAGAGACUCGUGACCAUCUGAUAAUUUGGGACCUGGACUCUGGCUACAUUAAAGGCCGCAUUAAAAUGAACCAUAAAGACGCUUUGCUGUCCAGCUCCUUGGCUGAUGACAAUCAGCCCCUCAAUGUGCCUACCAGAGAGAGAUCAGAGCUGGUAAUGCCGUGGGACUUUCGCACAGAGAGCAAGACUGCCAGAAAGAGAAGACAGGAGAGUGAGUUACAGAGGGAGAAAGAAAUGCAGCAAUGCUUAGAGAGGGAGAAAUACAACUCCAUAGACCAGUACCUCCUCAGUGGAGAUGAAAAGGUGGUAAUAUGUUCCUACUUUGCCCACCACCUGAAUGUGUUCAAUGUGGUCUCCCAGGAGCACUUGAACACACUUGAAGAUUGUUGGUCCCUUCUGGGUCUCCGUACUGCAGCGCUCACACACUCAGGAAGGCACUUGGUCAUCUCUAACUACAAUGAAGCCCAGCGAAUUCCUUACCUCACUCUCUGGGACACACAGCAUGGAAAGGUGCAAAAGAGACUGAAAAAUGAACCUGGAAUUUGUUGUGUGGCCAUCACAGACGAUGCCAGCAGAAUUGCCUUUGGCAUUGCCAAGGGUAACAAAGUAAAAGUGUGGGAGCCUUUUAGGAGAAAACACAAGACCAUCUUGGGAUAUGGGAGCCUGAAGCUGAGUGUGUCCAGCAGGCUUUACAUCACCAAGGCAGGAGCCAAAGCCAUUUUGCUAGCAGAUGAGGUGAGUGUGUGGGACCUUGAUGCCGGGACAGUGUUGUCCAUCUUCACUCCAGACUCCAUAAUUCAGUGUGUAUCUGUUGUGGGUGUUGAGAACUGCACUCUGCUCUUGGGUCUGAGUGACAUUUCUACCCUUAUCAGCAUGACCCUUAGCAAACAAGGGGUCACCACAACAGGUAAACUUGCUGGCCAUGACCAACUGUUCGGGGAGUCCAGUAGCAGUGAUGAAGAGGACUGAGAGACAAAGAGCUCAAGUUAAGGAGAUGCUUGCAAGUGUGAAUAAUAUAACACAACACACUAUACCGCUGAUUCAUGAUUGUUGAGGAAGUAACUCUAAGCAAUGGAAGAAAGGCUACUUGUCAGCAACAGGAGUCGUCAUCUUGUGUUGUAUUGGUCACAAGGUCCUGAGGUUAUAAUAAAACUACAGACCUCAGCUACAUAGAGUGACUGUGUAUAGAUUCAGAUUCAGAUUUAUUUUCAAUAAUCUUGAAUUCAGAAUGUCUUUUGAUGUUGGAAAAGGACGCCUUAUUUUACAUAAGACAUAUUUACAAGAUUUUAGUGUUACAACAUUUAGGUAUGUGAUUUUUAGUCAUGAUUACAUUAUGUGACUUCUGACGUGUUUUUGGUACUGCUGGUUAUGACUAUACAUUUUGCAACUAGGUGUUCCUGUUUCUUGUCACAUGAACAUCUUACAAAGUGAGUCGUCAUUAAAACAGCUUCCUCCUGUGUGCUUCAGAAGAUCUACAGCAAUACAAAUACAAC
This is a messenger RNA of Ictalurus furcatus (blue catfish), 2257 nucleotides long. RefSeq lists its product as uncharacterized. The record is from RefSeq and is a predicted model, not a curated record. Gene Ontology annotation, molecular function: protein binding. The transcript is spliced from 10 exons. The coding region runs from base 108 to 1733 and encodes 541 amino acids. NCBI's taxonomy places the organism in Eukaryota, Metazoa, Chordata, Actinopteri, Siluriformes, Ictaluridae.